AUGGAAAUUGACCAGUUAAAGUCUGCAACAGAUCAAGAUGAGAUGGAGAUGAUGAUGAUGGUGCAGAUGGACAAGAUCCCCGAAUUCUACGGUACCUACAACGAUGUCGUAGAAUUGGCUCCAGCUGAGCUUGCUGGUGCAAGCAAUGGUUCCAAUAAUGGCAUCAGUGCCAUGACACAUUUUGUUCAAAACCCACAGGUUGGUUCACCCCCAUUCAUAAACCUCCCAAAUACUAUUCCGUUCACUGGUUCAACCCCGGUUCAGGAGCCAGGAGCUCCAGGUUUCUUGUCUAGCCCUGGCAGUGUAAGAUGGAGAGGAACUGCAGGGGAAUUAUUAGUUUCAAAUGCUUUUUCUACACCUUCCCAGAAGAAGAAUUCAAUGGCUGCAAUGAGGGAGAUGAUCUUCCGAAUUGCAGCCAUGCAACCAAUUCAUAUAGACCCUGAAUCUGUUAAGCCACCAAAGAGAAGGAAUGUAAAGAUAUCGAAGGAUCCUCAAAGUGUGGCAGCAAGGCACCGGAGAGAGAGGAUAAGUGAGAGAAUAAGGACACUUCAAAGACUUGUCCCUGGAGGAACCAAAAUGGACACUGCAUCAAUGUUAGACGAGGCAAUUCACUAUGUCAAAUUUUUGAAGAGUCAGGUUCAGUCAUUGGAGAGAGCCGCCGCUAACAGGCCAACUGGGAUAGGGUUCCCUGUGGCAAUGUCAAAUGGGAGCUUCCUUCCAAUGGGAAAGGCAUAUCAAACUACUCAAAACCUUCAGGAAUUUGGAGAUGCUUAGAAGAUAGCUCAAUAAAACAAGAGUCGUAGUAUGAACUCAUUUUUCUAGUGAAUCUGUUGAGAGUUAUUCGAAUGUAAAAAAA
This is a messenger RNA of Durio zibethinus, 856 nucleotides long. NCBI's taxonomy places the organism in Eukaryota, Viridiplantae, Streptophyta, Magnoliopsida, Malvales, Malvaceae. The record is from RefSeq and is a predicted model, not a curated record.